UGGCCUUAGAAUAUGUCAUGCGAAAAAUAUAUCCAAAAAUCAAACCAGACAUAACUACUCGAGGAGCAAAAGUAGACGCAGUAGCACAAUCCACAUUAGAAAUUAAGGAUGUCUUCUUGAGCUUUGAAGAAGCUGCAUUAGACAUCGGUCUAAAAAUAAAUGAAGACAAAACAAAAUACAUGGUUGUCUCAAAACAAGAACGACGGCGAAUAAGGCAAAACAUUACCAUAAAUGAUCACAACUUCGAAGUGGUUAAAGAAUUUAAAUAUCUAGGAGCAACAAUCACAAAUGACAACAAAUUAGAGCGAGAAGUUGAAACGAGAAAAAUGUCAGGAAAUAGUUCUUUCUUUGCAAUGCAACAUAUGAUGAAGUCGAUACUUUUUUCACCAGGUGCAAAGAUCCGAAUAUAUAAGACCAUAAUACGACCAACAGUCGCGUAUGGAAGCGAAAUAUGGGCGAUAACAAAAAGAGAAGUAAAUAAAUUGCUGGUAUGGGAACGUAAAAUUCUUCGAAUGAUAUAUGGCCCUUGCAGAGACAGCGUGACAAACGAAUGGAAGGGUAGAUACAAUAACGAGCUAGAGUCUCUAUUCGGAAAAAAAAUUUAGUCAGAUAUAUAAAGGCCAAUAGACUCAGAUGGGCAGGACAUGUGAUACGAAGUAACGACAAUCGCCUUAUAAACAAUGUGUUCUGGGAAAGGCCAGAUGGAAGAAGGUCUGUAGGGCGGCCUAGAAAAAGGUGGAGAGAUGCAGUCAGAGAAGAUCUAGAGAAGAUGGGAGUGUGACAAUGGGAAUUACUGGCACAGGACCGACAAACAUGAAAGGCAAUAG
Diabrotica balteata is the source of this 827-nucleotide messenger RNA. The record is from the annotation of a GenBank genome assembly. Lineage: Eukaryota; Metazoa; Arthropoda; Insecta; Coleoptera; Chrysomelidae.